AUGCAACUAACUUAACUUCGUAACGUGCUUCAGAGCAUUCCGGUUGGCCGCAGUUGCUCGUUUAAAAACGUCAUCUUGGCUAGUAGCUGCUGGCUAAAAUAAUAUUCUUGUAAAUAUACCGAUCACCACCGUUUACGGGUGGUGAUGAUAACGAGACAUUCGUAGAAAUGGCGACGGCAUUAGAGCAGUUUGUAAAUAAUGUGCGGACGCUUUCGAAGCAAGGUAACUUCCGAGAAUUAUAUGAGAUUAUAAAUAAGAGUACUGAUGUACUAAUGAAAAAUGGACAACACUUAGAUAAUGUUUUGGAAACAUUGGACUUGCAACAACACUCUCUUGGGAUUUUGGCAGUAUUGUGCGUUAAAUUUUCAUUGCCUAAUCCCAGUAGUACCAAUAAUCCUGAUGCAUAUAAGCCAUUAUUUAAUCAGGUUCAAGAAUUUAUUAUAGGGUGCAAUAGCGAACAAGUUCAGUUUGCACCCGAUACAUAUGCAGAACUAUGUCAUUUACUCACUCAAACUCUAGUUGAAUUGCAAGUGCCGUUACGUGGUAUAGAAUUACUGCGUAGAGCUAUACGUAAGAUCCAACUAUUUGAUAGUCAGCUAACUUCGAUACAUGCCGAUCUCUGCCAAUUAUGCCUUCUGUCUAAGUGUUUUAAACCAGCGCUUGAGUUUCUUGAUAUUGAUGUUACUGGUAUUAGCCAGGAAGGUGGACAAUUUGACUCAAAGUUUUUUUUACUUUAUUAUUAUUACGGUGGUAUGAUAUAUACAGCACUGAAAAAUUAUGAUCGUGCAUUAUAUUUCUUUGAAGUGUGUGUAACGACUCCUGCUAUGGCCGUCAGUCAUAUUAUGUUAGAGGCCUACAAGAAAUAUAUUCUGGUCUCUUUAAUAUUGCAUGGAAAGAUCUUAAAUUUACCUAGGUACACAAGUCAGGUAGUAAAUAGGUACAUCAAACCAUUAAGUCUACCAUAUCAAGAAUUAGCAACAGCUUACCUGACGAAUAAUUGUGAAGAAGUGCUGACCGUUAUUAGAAAAUACCAAGAACUUUUUGUAAGAGAGCACAACUCGGGAUUAGUUAAGCAAGUGCUCAGCUAUUUGUACAAAAAGAAUAUACAGAGGCUGACAAAAACUUUCUUGACACUUAGUUUAAGUGAUGUCGCAAGCAGAGUUCAGCUGGCUGGCCCUUCAGAUGCAGAGAAAUAUAUUUUAAAUAUGAUAGAAGAUGGAGAAAUUUUUGCGACUAUAAAUCAGAAGGAUGGUAUGGUAGUAUUUCACGAUGAUCCUGAAAAAUAUAACUCACCGCAAAUGUUAGCUAAACUUGAGAAAGAAAUGCAAACGUGUGCAGAAUUAGAUAAACGAGUGCUCGAAAUGGAAGAGGAGGUUGUUCUUACACCACAAUAUGUUCGAAAAACUUGUGGUCAAAACGAUCAGGACGAUCAAACAGUUGGACCCACAAAUGUCACAAAUGGUCAAGCUCAGUUGAAACAUAACACGUACUCUAUGUAACAUACAUACGUCGUUGUGCAUUAUCUUUAUUAAAAAAGAAAGAAAUUAACGAAAAAGUCUUGUUAAAGGCCAAGCACAAGUACAUUUUGAAGCCUGUUUUGGGUGAAAUAUAAAAAUCUGUCAAAAUUUGGCUAAAAUAAUCUAUUUUGUACAAAGAUUACAAGACUACGAUUAACAACUUGUAAAGUUCUAAACAAUAAGAAAUUAAGGCUGAAACUAAUCGCAGUUCAUCGAUUCUAGAGUUUUUCUUUAACAGUUGUAUUGACGCUCAUACGUGUAAAAUACAAUUUAAAAACAACAUAUAACAAAAACACAAACGUAAGAUAAUAAAAAAGAAGUGUAGUACAGUAUCUGUAUAAAGUUACCAAUAUGCUUUAUCUCAUAAUUAUUAUUGAGUUCGUUUUAAUUUGCAUAUAAAAUAUAUCAUGAAAGAAUUAACAUCUGAAGCAGGCUUUAUAAGAAAAUUAAGUAGUAUGAUUAAAAUAUUGUGGUAGUUAUCCACGAGAGGUCGUAUUGUUUUGAAAAAUAAGGACAUACACGCUGUUUCAUACAUGAGCAUUUUUAACACUAAAAGUAAACCUAAUAAAUUAUUGAAAUAG
Messenger RNA from Vespula vulgaris, 2098 nucleotides. It is a transcript of the gene CSN3, whose product is annotated as COP9 signalosome complex subunit 3. The record is from RefSeq and is a predicted model, not a curated record. Bases 168 to 1499 code for a protein of 443 amino acids. Gene Ontology annotation, biological process: ubiquitin-dependent protein catabolic process. Lineage: Eukaryota; Metazoa; Arthropoda; Insecta; Hymenoptera; Vespidae. Gene Ontology annotation, cellular component: COP9 signalosome. The transcript is spliced from 4 exons.